AUGCAGCAGAACAAGCGCCUCAGAGAAUGGAAGGAGCUGGCUGCGUUUGAGAGAAAGCGCCACUCCUCACUAGAGAGGGCUUCUGAAGUGGCGGCACAGACAGCAGAGGAAUGGCAGCCUCAGAGGGAUCUGCUGAAGGAAGCGGUUCCUCUGGCUGUGCCAAAGGUUUGCCGGCGGCAGCGGCCAGCCCACAGGGGCCUGGAGAAGGUGCUCCAGGAGUUCUCUCGCCAAGGGCACACCCUGUCCCAGGUGUGCAGAGAGAAGGCGGUGCUGGCGCAAGAGAACGCUGCCCUGGAAGCCCGACUGGCAGCCACGGAGCGGGACCUACGAGGCCUUUCAGAGCAGCUGGCAGAGGCCAGGUCGGAGAAGGAGAGCCUGCAAAGCAGCCUGCUGGAGGCUCAGCAGCGCAUAUCGGAGCUGGAGAUGGCCAGGAGCCGUGUGGAAGCCCAAGUGCGCACGGCCACGCAGGCCAAGGAGGCGAUACUGGAGGACGUGAGGGGCCUUCGUCGUGAGCUGCUGGCUGUAAGAGCUCUCAGCCAGCAGCAAUGUGAAGACAUGGCUGAGCAGCUCCGCUGGGCAGAAGAGCAGUGCGGCAAGGCUCUGAGACUCUGGCAAUCUGCUCAGGAAGAGGAGAAAAGGAAGCUGGUGCAAGAACUGCAGAGACAAGUGGACCAACAACAUGUGAAGGCUCGGGAGCAGCUGGAGGAACGGGCUAACUUCCUGGCACAGCUCCUGCAGGAAGAGCAGCGUCAGAAGGCUGCUCUGUUAGCCAGGGUGUGCCAGCUGCAGAGAGAGCUGAGCCAAAAGGAGCAGCUGAGGCAGGAGCUGACUGAGGAGCGGGAGAAUGGGCAGAUGGACGCAGGAUCACCCAUCAAAGGUGCCGCAGCAGCAGCAUCCUGCCAAGAGGCCUCCUGUCUGCAGCCUGGAAACCGGAGCAUGAGCAGUUCACGCGGCUCAAGCCAGGAGAGAGAGAAGCAGCUCCUGAAGCUGCUGAGUACGUCCCGUGGAUUUCUUGUGCAAUCGAGCAUAAAGACAAGACCAGGGAUUGUGUCCCCAGCAGCAGAAGGCUGCCACCUAGCCAGUGACCCCGUUGAAGGUGUGUGUGCUAGUCUGGCCAAAGUGAUGAGAACACUUGGCUCCUAG
Molecule: messenger RNA, 1143 nt
Organism: Passer domesticus (house sparrow)
Lineage: Eukaryota; Metazoa; Chordata; Aves; Passeriformes; Passeridae
Product: rootletin-like
Exons: 9
Coding region: 1-1143 (380 amino acids)
Source: RefSeq, a predicted model, not a curated record